Messenger RNA from Neomonachus schauinslandi (Hawaiian monk seal), 766 nucleotides. It is a transcript of the gene FAM180B, whose product is annotated as family with sequence similarity 180 member B. The record is from RefSeq and is a predicted model, not a curated record. Lineage: Eukaryota; Metazoa; Chordata; Mammalia; Carnivora; Phocidae.
UGGAGCCGUGGUGUGUGGCGGGCGGAUGCAGGAGCAGAGAGCUGCUGGGGAGAGGAAGACUCAGAGGACGUGGUGGGACAUGGCUGGGACGAUGCAGUUCCUGGCUUGGCUAAUAGUAACCAUUUGCCUUCUCCCUGGGGUGACUACAACCCAGCACCGUCCAGGGCAGCCCGUGGACAGCGCCAGCGUGGGAGGUGGCCUGCAGGAGCCAGAGGCCCCGGAAGUGAUGUUUGAGCUGCUCUGGGCUGGUCUGGAGCUGGAUGUCGUGGGGCAGCUGCAUAUCCAGGACGAGGAACUGGCAUCCACACGCCCAGGCCGCCGACUCAGGCUCCUCCUGCAGCAACAUGUGCCCAGUGACUUGGAGGGUGCUAAGCAGCGGCUGCAGCAGUUCCAGGACCUGCGGAAAGGGCCUCCUCUUAGCCCUUGGGACUUUGAACAUCUGCUCCUCACAGGCCUGUCCUGUGUCUACCGGCUCCAUGAGGCUAGUGAGGCCGAGGAGAGGGGUCGCUGGGCCCAGGUCUUCGCCCUGCUGGCACAGGAAAUACUCUGGGACCUGUGCAAGGGCUUCUGCCCCAGGCAGCCCCCAUCUUUGGGGCCCUGGGCCUUGAUCCUUGACCCUUUUUCCUGACUCUCCCCUUUCACCUGCCAACCAACCACUGCCCCCCAACUCGUGGCCCAAGCCAGACCCAUCCUGGGCAGUGGCUUCCAUCUGGCACGUGGUCCUUCCCACUGGAAGUAGAAGCUUGGAUUGUACCCUGAACCCAGU